Molecule: messenger RNA, 3036 nt
Organism: Coniophora puteana RWD-64-598 SS2
Lineage: Eukaryota; Fungi; Basidiomycota; Agaricomycetes; Boletales; Coniophoraceae
Exons: 2
Coding region: 1-2931 (976 amino acids)
Source: RefSeq, a predicted model, not a curated record
AUGCACUUGCCCAGGUCUCCCCGCCACCAGCGCCGUCGAGCCAACACUAUCGGCUGCUUCCCCGUGUCGCUGGCGAUCAAUGUGCCGUUCACUCCGAUCAGGCUCAGCCCAGGGCACGAUGCCCUUGUCCUUUCCACCAAAGACAAGUACAUGAAUAAAGGCGAAGAUCCACCCUGCCCAUGCUGCACCCUCUCCUCCUGUCCCCAGCUCGCCCUCAUCCGCUCUCUGCGAGCCACCGGCGCAAACCUCGAGGCAGACCUCGCCCUCCUCGGGGCUGAGCUCGCAGACGCCCACGCCUUACUGCACAAGCUCAUGGAAGAACGCGCACGCGCACAACACGCCGGCGCUGCAUCCUCCCGCGAUGCCCGCGCACUCGAGCACCGGCUCACCCAGCUCCCUGCGCUGCUCAUCGAGGCCGGCGCACCGCACGCGUCCAUCGCGCGCUUAACCACUCUCAUCGCUAAUGCCAACGCCAACGCGAAUGCAGAUGCAGAUGCAGAUGCGGAUGCAAAGGACGAAAACGCGGCCGCCAGCGCGCUCUUCGACGCGCUCCGCGAGGGAAUGCUCGGCGGCGCGCCUGGGACGCUGCUCGCGCAGCUCGCGGACGCUGUGCACGACGAUAUCCUGUCGACGCUAACGGGGAAAUAUGCUUCGCUGCUGCAGAUCGCGGUGGCUUCGGGUGUGCAGGGGCGCAUGGACAGGCGCGCGGCGAGGUUUUGGAGGCGGGUUGCGAGGGACCAUGGGAAGACCGGUGGCUCGGAGGGUGGCUCGGAGAUGGGUGGCUCUGAGACGUCCGAUGAGGAGGCGGAGGAGAUGGGUGAGGAGAGAUGGAGGGCGGUGCAGGAGUUGAUGGAGAGGAGGAGGUGGGAGAGGCGAGAUCUCGAAGACGAGGGUGGGGACGAGAGUGUGAUUCGGGCGAGCGUGCAGCCCACGACGUCUCCUGGUGCUAUGGAGUCCUCAGGAAGCGCUGAAACGACGGCACCAUCGACAUAUUUCGACCAGGCCGUGUUCGCCUCUCCCGAGCCUAUCUCAAACAUCCCGGAGUCAUCAAACUCUCCACUCGCGGUUUCCACCGCCCCUACAUCCCCUUCAUCGAACGACGCCCUCGCCCAGAACCAACUCAUCACCAAUACACCAGCACCGCCUAUCCCGCGACAAGUCUCCCGGCCCCUCGCGCUUCGCAACUUCAACGUGGCCCAGAUGCCCCGCGUCCGCGCAUACAGCGAUGCCAGUGACCGUGGCGCCGAACAGGACCAUGAAACCCGCCGCCAAGACGCGCAGAACGAGAACGACGACGGCGCCCAACGAAACGUUGUCGAUGCCAACGCUGCCGCCCCCUCACGGCCCGUUGCGCGUACCCCGCAGGUUCCGUCCAGCCUCUCACUCGCGCAGAACAUACCCAUCGACUCAUGCCCCCGCUCGCGCUCACGCAGCGCGCGCGUCCCGCUCACCAGUAACGCGGGCUUCGUUACGCCCGCUUCGUCGUCGUCGUCGGCCCACCCGCGGUAUCUCUCCAGCGCGAUGUACACGCGCGGGUCUACCACCGGCAGCUGCAAUGUCAGAUCCAGCGCACGCGUGCCCUCGCAGCUGCAAGCGCGCCCGAGCGUUCUGCGGCCCACCCUCGUGCCCAUGCGGCGGCUCGUGUACUCCUCCGGCGUCAACGACACGUUGAUGAUGCUGUCGGCGUCCACGUCGGCUGCGACGAGUGCUACCUCUGCGUCGUCGUCGUCGUCGUCGUCCUCGUCGAAGUUCUCAGCGUCCUCGUCUUUGUCGAGGUUCUCGGCAUCGCCUGGGCCGUCGCCGUUCUUGGCGAUGGCGGGGGCGAUGCGCGGGGACGGGGAGAGCAGGGAGUCGCUUGCUACGGAGGUUGAGGGUUCGCCGGUGUGUAAGGGUGGAUCGGGGCGUGAGCGCGGGCUUGGGCUUGGGCUUGAGGACGGUGAUGGUGGUGCUGUUCUUGAGAUCUCUGCGCUUGUCUUGACCCCCAGCCAAUGCCAAGGUCAAGGUCAAGGCCCGCUGGCGUCUUCUGAAUCUGCUGUUGGUACUCCGUCAACCCCUGGUGCUCAGCAUCGGCCUGCCAAUGAAGGUAGCGGCGACAGCGCGAGCCCUGACAGUCCUGGUUCUGAUACUACGGGAUCUUCUACGUGCGACUCUGGUUCUGGCUCGGACUGCAGCCCUGACACCGAUUCUACCCCCCUUACCGGUCGUGAAAGCUCCGAGGACAGCCCUGCGUACCACGCUCUCGCUGCUGCUGCUGCGACUGCCGCCGCCGCCCCCGGUUGCUGUGAUACGACCAGAACCUGCGCCUCCGGUCUGCUCGCUCCUUCCAUGCGCGUCCCAAAAGAUGUGCCAGCGACCCGCGCUGCACCCAGUGAUGCGCGCGCCGACUCUGACAUCGUCGUCGCCCAUCUGCUCUCUGUUUCCUCCUCCCCUUCUUCUGCCGUUCCCUCUACUCCCGCUCCCACGAAGCUGCCUACUCUCGCUGCGUCUCCCCCUGCUAGCGCCCGCACACCAUGCUUCAAGCUGUCCGAGAACCAAAAAGGCGUCAUGUCAGGCUCGCUGGCUGGCACCCCCGCAUCCGUCCCUGUGUGUGCAAAGCCGCUCCCCACGCCCAGCCGUCUCCCGGUGCUGCUCAAGCCCGCCGUGCGCGACGCCACGGGCUCCUCCCGCGCGCACGGACUCGGGAUCAUCAGCACGCCUCCACUAGGUCUCCCCGCCGCGACCGCGAUGGCAUCCACAUCCGCGGCGACGCUGGGUUCUCCUGCUCUCGUUGGACAAGGCUUCGCUCCGGUUGCGCUUGUGUCUCCCGCCACCGCCGCCCUCGCCUCGGUCUCUUCCGACGCGGGCGGUCGCAUUCUCGAUGGCUCGGUCGACAGCGGAAGCGAGAUAGGCAGUGAAGAGUCUGACUCUCCCGAGAUCGAGGAUGGCCUCUGAUAUACCAGUGCCUUGUGCUUUUUCCGUUCUCACAGCGCUUUCCGUCCGCCUCUCUUGUUCCGCUUCUAUAUUGGAUUACUCUUCUGGUUCUGUGCUCCCUCCUCC